Messenger RNA from Racocetra persica, 255 nucleotides. The record is from the annotation of a GenBank genome assembly. NCBI's taxonomy places the organism in Eukaryota, Fungi, Glomeromycota, Glomeromycetes, Diversisporales, Gigasporaceae.
AUUAUACAGACGAUCUGGAUGACGAUUUUGUAUCCGGUUCAGAACUUUAGAAAGAAUAAUAGCCAAGAAUAUGGCGGUAACAAUAAUUAUUUUAGUUCUUCACAGACACUAGAGUGUCGUAAAGCAAACAAUUUUGGGAUCAAAUAUUUAUCGGAUUUCUUAAAAGCAUCUAAAAUGCUCAAAUAUAUGUUAAGUCAACUUGUUGCUGAAUGUGAUAUGAGAGAAAGCCUUGCAAGUUCUUCAUAUGAAAUUUCG